Messenger RNA from Penicillium griseofulvum, 1815 nucleotides. Its product is annotated as ferric reductase family protein. The coding region runs from base 1 to 1815 and encodes 604 amino acids. The record is from RefSeq and is a predicted model, not a curated record. NCBI's taxonomy places the organism in Eukaryota, Fungi, Ascomycota, Eurotiomycetes, Eurotiales, Aspergillaceae. Gene Ontology annotation, cellular component: plasma membrane. Gene Ontology annotation, molecular function: ferric-chelate reductase activity. Gene Ontology annotation, biological process: iron ion transport; copper ion import; intracellular iron ion homeostasis. The transcript is spliced from 5 exons.
AUGGGUGUCGAACUCAAAGGAAAUGGCCCGGGGGAGCCGCCUAUGAACCCUGCUAUUGCAGUCCCCUUGUUCGUUGUCGCCGGGCUGAUAGUAAUUCUAUUUGUCUGGAGAACCGUCAUUCGCAUCCGACAUCGUCGACGAUCAAAGGCGGCAUGGCAAGGAGCCGACCAGACACAGCUGUCUCGGACAAAUCGCUUGAAUGCGGCCCUGAAAAGGCAUUUAAUAUACGCUCCGAUAUGGGGCAAUCGCCACAGCCGCGAGUUUCGCAUGUUUAGGCUUCACAUGGGGUCUCUACCGCUGCGACUGGAGAUGAUCUGCCUGUUGAUCUAUCUCAGCUUGAAUGUACUAUUCAUUGUUGUGACUGUCGAUUGGUGGGUCAGUGAUUAUACCGAGAAGAUGUUCCAGCUCAAAUACACUGCAGGCCAUCUGGCAGUCAUGAAUACACCUGGCUUGGUCCUAGGUGCAGGGCGGAACAAUCCGCUGGUCCAGUUGUUGGGCAUCCCGUUCGAUACGUUCAAUUUCAUGCAUCGUUGGGUGGGACGUGUGAUCACAGCUAAUGCGGUCAUUCAUAUGAGCGCUGUGCUGGCCAGCCAGGCUUAUAUAUAUGGCCCAGACCCUAUUCUAUAUGCUAUGUGGCAACAGAAGCUUUUCCUAUGUGGUCUUCUAGCCAUCCUUGGAUUCAUUUUCAUUUUUAUUCAAUCUCUGUCGCCGGCCCGACAUGCAUUUUACGAACUAUUCCUUCACCUGCACAUAGCUCUAGCCAUAUUCUCCUUCGUGGCGCUUUGGUAUCAUCUACAAAACCUAUUGCAACAGCGUGUGCUCCUUGGCACCUUGGUCCUGUGGGGCCUCGAUCGUGCAGGUCGACUUGGGAUACUACUUUGGAGAAAUCUUAGCUCAAGGCCCACAACUGCCACAGUGGAGAUUCUACCUGGGUCUGUUGCUCGCGUUGACGUGGCCGUGGCUCGGGCAUGGCGCUUCCGUCCUGGCCAAUAUAUGUACCUCUACAUGCCCUGUCUGGGAUUGUGGACAUCACAUCCCUUCACGGUCGCGUGGUCUUCGACAUCGGAUUCGUUGACUAUGAACGAAAAGCGUGGCUCGGGUGACUCUUUGAAGGCCCUCAUCGGAGACUCGCCGACUACAACCAUGUCCGUUCUGAUCAAGGGCCAGGAUGGGUUCACGAAAAGGUUACUCCAGAAAGCAGACGACUCCCCUGAGGGACGCAUUCGGGCUAUGGCAUUGGCAGAGGGGCCAUUUGGCGGUAUCCAUUCUCUCGCCUCAUAUGGUACUCUAUUGUUGAUAGCUGGGGGGAUUGGCAUUACCCACCCAAUGUCGUAUCUGAACGAGGUUCUAGCCACGUUUAUGGAGCAGAAAACAGCUACCCGCAAGGUGCAUCUGGUCUGGAUCGUCCGUAGUCUAGAGCACCUAACUUGGAUUCAAACAUUCAUGGCCGACAUACUAGGCCACGAAUCCCUAAUUGGCCCAAUAAACGCGAACGGGGACUCAUACUUCCAAUUUCCACAGCUUCUCCUCUCCAUUAGCCUCCAUGUCACAGCACAUAAGGAUACGGCCGAGGAGUACAUACCACAACCGGGUUCGCCGUGGAUGCAAUGUGCUCCGCCCAGCGUACCGGUCAGCAUCCACCACAGCAAGCCUUGUAUGAAAUCCGUGCUAGAGAAAGAAAAGGCAGAACAGAUCGGUGCGAUGGCGGUUAGCGUCUGCGGUCCUGGUGGCCUAGGCGAUAGUGUGCGAGAGGCUGUCAGAAAUGUACAAGGAGAAAAAACGGUCGAUCUGUUUGAAGAGACAUUCUCAUGGUAA